AUGGCGAGGAAGAAGGUCAAGCUCCAAUGGAUAAUGAAUGACACAGCCAGGAGGACAACUUAUAAGAAAAGAGUGAAGAGUCUGAUGAAGAAGGUGAUGGAACUGAGUACCCUAUGUGGGGUUGAGGCGUGUGCCAUCGUCUACAGUCCGUAUGAUCCGCAGCCAGAGGUUUGGGCCUCUCCAAUGGAGGCUGUACGGGUGAUUGGGGAGUUCAAGUGCAGGCCCGACCAGACUAAGAAGAGGUUAGACCAAGAAAUCUACACCCGGGAGAGGGUGGCAAAGGCCAAGGAACAAGUGGUGAAACAACAGAAGAAGAACAUGAGAAUGGAGAUGCAAAACCUUAUGGACCAGUGCCUGGCUGGGGUGCAGGGGUUGCAGCACUUGAACAUCAAAGAGCUAAGCGAUUUGACAUGGUCCAUUGAUGAUCGGUUAAAGGCUAUCAACCACCAGAUGGAGUUCUUUCAUCAUCCGGCACCCCAGCCUGGUGCUACUGCUGCUCCGGUUGCUGUUCCCGUCGCCCAAAACACACAUCUGGAGGUGGCGCUUGAGUCACUCGAGAAUCAAAUCCUAUUGGACACAGCUCCAAUGCCUCGAGACAGUCUGUUCUCUGUGGCCUACCGAGGAGGCCAAGACAUGAUGCUUCCUGGUCUUUAUGAUCAUUACGAGGACCCUAGUUUCUGGGGGCCUCCCUUCUUCCCUUGA
Messenger RNA from Vitis vinifera (wine grape), 702 nucleotides. Its product is annotated as agamous-like MADS-box protein AGL80. Gene Ontology annotation, biological process: positive regulation of transcription by RNA polymerase II. The record is from RefSeq and is a predicted model, not a curated record. Lineage: Eukaryota; Viridiplantae; Streptophyta; Magnoliopsida; Vitales; Vitaceae. The transcript has a single exon. Gene Ontology annotation, molecular function: protein dimerization activity; DNA-binding transcription factor activity, RNA polymerase II-specific; RNA polymerase II cis-regulatory region sequence-specific DNA binding. Bases 1 to 702 code for a protein of 233 amino acids.